AUGCCGUUCCAAUUGGACGCAGAAGUUGCCGCGGUCCUGGCUAAGCUGUUCGAGAGCCCUCCACCCAAGCCUCCGCGUGGUGACGUGCAAACCCGACGUGCUAAUACGGAAGGCUUCUUCACCCAACUCAGCCAACUCCGUCCGUCGAUCCAGGGAAUCGAGAACCAAGACUUUCAUGUCAAGUCCGCCGAUGGCUACGAAGUGCUAUGUCGCUGGUUCAAGAAGGAGGGCGUGCCGCUGUCCAACUCUUCAGCCGUAUUGUACGCCCACGGCGGUGGCAUGAUCUCUAUCAGCAUCGACACUUAUGGCGAAAUCAUCAAGAACUAUGUCUCGAACACUGGUGUACCAUUCCUGGUGGUCCAGUAUCGUUUAGCACCUGAAGUCCAGUCACCCAAGCUCGUCGAGGACUGCUUUGCUGGUUUGCAGUAUCUGAUUUCGCAUGCUAAGGAUCUGGGGGUCGAUCCGAAAAGGGUGGCUGUCAUGGGUGACAGGUGA
This is a messenger RNA of Recurvomyces mirabilis, 495 nucleotides long. RefSeq lists its product as uncharacterized. Lineage: Eukaryota; Fungi; Ascomycota; Dothideomycetes; Mycosphaerellales; Teratosphaeriaceae. The coding region runs from base 1 to 495 and encodes 164 amino acids. The transcript is spliced from 2 exons. Gene Ontology annotation, molecular function: lipase activity. The record is from RefSeq and is a predicted model, not a curated record.